CCUUAUUUUGAUCAGUUCUUCUCUGUUAAAUUGAGUUUACAUAUUACAGCGUCGGAUUAUGUUCUACGUUUUCGUAAAUUGAAAUAGGAUCAACCCGGAUUACUUUAAACUAAACUUGAGGAAGAAAAAUUUCGACCUUUACUUAGUCCAGAUUAACUUACUCCAAAGCGGAAAAAAAUAUUAAAAACUCUGUCACGUAGAAUCGCGGUUUUUUUUUAUCGAAAGGGGUAAAGGAGCAGACUCACCUGACAUCAAGGAAAAAAAACAACUUCGCCAAUCUUCAAAUACUAAUCCGUUUGUGGUGGUGGUGUAGUACCUAAAACAAAUGUCAUUAUCGGCUUGGUUAUACAAUAUGUGAGACUUUUAAGUUCUUAAGUAGUUUUUGUUUCUGCGAAGAUAUUUGGGACGCCUCAUUAAACUAAAGUUUUACCCAGACUUACUCAGACAGAUCGUCUGUGAAGAAGGAAAAAUACUUAUUAUAAACAUAUUAUUUAAAAAAUUUCGUUUUUAAAAAUAUAGGAUGCAUGAGUAAAAAGAUGUUAUUGGUAUUUCCUAUGAAUUUUCAAAACAAAUAGAAUUCAACGAGAACGUCAUGUAUUAAACAUAACCAAAACUACUUCAUCAGAGUUUGAGGUUUUAAACCUUUUUGGAGUCCUGCGAUCAAUUGACGAAAUGAUGAGUGAGGCAAUUUUUAAAGCCGUCCAAUUUGCCAUUGUUAUGUCAGCGAUGUGGAGUCUCAAUGAUGCAGCCUUGAAUGAGGAGGACAAUCACAUCGCCACAGCUUGUGUUGGGCAUUGUGACGUCAGCUACAGUAUGGACUGUCCCCGAGGAAAGAGGGUGGCUCCCCGCGAUCUGACCUACCACGCAAAGGAGACCUCGACACAGUGUCCAACUUUCAAACAGAACCCAGAUAUGAUGUGUCAGAGCAGCAAGAAUUGCUGUGGCUAUAACGGAGGCGACUGCGGUCAGCCGUUCUCCUACAGCAAGGCUUUUGGCGUGUUUAACAAUUGCUCGGGGUACCAGAACUGUGGGUGGUUCAGAGCGGAAUCGGUAGACUUUGGAGCACACUGCAGUUACAGGAAUUAUAGUAACUAUAUCUCAGCCUCCUUCAGCUGUAUUCGAGAGGAAACCUUUAUAGACAUAUGUUCAGAAGCUUCACGGCAAGGCAAAUCAGUGUCCCUUUUGUACAAUGGCUCUGUCUACAGGAGUGCUAUAGGAAAUCCCCAGGUAUGUCACUGCGUCAUCACCACGUCUGACUGUGACUCUCCAGCAAGACUCAAGUUUCGUGUGAUUGAUUUGAGACUCCAUUCUUACAACGAUAUCGCUUCAUGUGAGCCCCAAAGCCUGGUUAUGCUUCAGGACACAGCGACGUCCCAGUCGUUGAGGUGCCAGCCCAAUUAUUUCCAGAAAGGUUUCCGAGAUGUGUUUCAUAGCUCCUCGCCUUAUGUCAGAGUGUCUUUGUACAAUCAGCCUGGAGUUUUCCCCACUCAGGUGUGGUUGGAGGUAACAGCCACGAUAUCAACUGUAGAUGUAAUUGUGACUUGUGGAAGCUCCCAGCCUGAAAAUGUUUCGUUGUGUGGAAACGAUUUGCCCUUAUACUCCCAAGAUUAUGAAAAUAAAAUUUCUACCAUAUCAUCAGGGAACAGAUUUAAACCAGCUGCUAAUGAAAGUAAGAACCCUUCAUACAAUGGUAAUAAAGAUGAGCCUACUUCCGGAACAUCGACAACCAUCAUUGUCAUGGCUGUUGUGUUGGGAAUCGUCUCCAUUUGCUUGAUCGGUGUAUUGUUUUAUUUUAAAUGCUACAAAAAUCGAAGAAGCACUCAAUCUACAUAUGAGAGGUCAAUUCCAACUUCAGCAGUAACUGAAUAUGAAAUGCCAGUCAGUAUUUGUAAAAACACAGAAGAGGGAAACAAAGAGCAUGCUGUGGAAUUUCGUGUUAGUGCAGUUUAUCAUACAAUACCUAAUUAGGUUUAAUGGAAGGAUUUUCGAACUUGCAAAUUGACAAAAAUGAAUAAGAUAAAUAUUGUUAGCUAGGUUUUGACAAUCUAUUUAUAUGGAUCAA
Molecule: messenger RNA, 2062 nt
Organism: Magallana angulata
Lineage: Eukaryota; Metazoa; Mollusca; Bivalvia; Ostreida; Ostreidae
Exons: 8
Coding region: 673-1968 (431 amino acids)
Source: RefSeq, a predicted model, not a curated record